AUGGAAGUAGAAGUCACCUACGAGGAUUUUUUAAAAUAUUACCCCUCUCUUAAAACUGAUUUUACAAAACUAUUACCUAAAAAUUCAUUACCAGAAUUAAAAUAUACAUAUAGACCACCAUUCUUAAUUCUUCAUGAUGAUAUUGUAGAUUCUAGUCUCAUAUACACAAACACCCUUAUAGAUAUGUAUGAAAUGCUAUAAAAUGAAGACCCAAAAUUUAGAAACAGUUCUUUUUAUCAGAUGCAAACAUCUUUUUAUGUGACCAAAUUUGAAGAAAACUAUAUUGAAAUGAAAGAUGGAAGUGAUAGAGGCUUCAUAUUUCUUGGACCUUUUGAGCCUAAAAAAAUUAUACCUUCAUGUGCUAUAGGAGAUUUUAAUAAAAAAAAAUUAUUAUAUGGAAAAUAUUUGCUAGCUUUGAGGGAAGAAAUUAAAGAUUUUUAGUAAAAGUAAAAUAAAUGA
Molecule: messenger RNA, 459 nt
Organism: Tetrahymena thermophila SB210
Lineage: Eukaryota; Ciliophora; Oligohymenophorea; Hymenostomatida; Tetrahymenidae
Exons: 3
Source: RefSeq, a predicted model, not a curated record